CAUCUGCUUGCCCGUUCAGCGCCUGCCACGAUUGGAAAAGACUCAAAGCCUUGGGUGCUCCGCUGCUCGGCUUCCAUCCGUCGCAUUCUCUCCUCUCUCUCCUCCUCCCCUCUUCCUGCCUUGACAAACACACCCCUCUGUCAACCCAGCUCGGCUGGUUAUCUACCUCUCGCUAUCACGAAUCCUCUUGACAACCGUCUAGUCUCGGACACACGAUCACGAAUCAUUAUCCACCCGCUACUGGAAGGGAAUCCGCAUCUCGACCUCGACAGCAUCGCCAUGACGUUGAGUGACAUCUAGAAGCUCAACGAUCCGUCCCGGCCUUUCUCAUUUGACGUCCUAAGUUUGAUUGCUGCCAGCAAUCAAUUGAUAAUUGCUGUCCCGCAUUCCUCCUGUCCAACCCUUCCAAGCUGCUGCCGCCGUACAUCACAUCACGCUUGCUCGCUUGGAUUCCUCAGCAGGCGCUGCGGCCCUGAUUGCCAAAGUACUGUCUCACCACCCGACAAAUUCAAACUACCCAUCCAGCUCCAAAUUUGGCAGCUACUGUCUUUGGUCGUCAGCGGCCUGAAAGCUUCACGAGAAAUGGAUUCUUUCAUCGCCGUCGCUGGCUGGGCACAACACACCAGCCCUCAACCCGGCGGGAGACCUUUUGGCCACUUCAGAUCCCUCUCCACCAUGGCCCGAUCACCGUCCCCCAGCCCGAGGGCUACGAGAACUGCGAGUAGAGCACCGUCCGUUGCUGAUAUGUCCAUUCUGUCUUCUUCUGUUGCGUCUUCACCGGCGCUGCGGCCUACGACAAUAUCAUCUCCAGACGAUGACGGCGAACUCAGCACCUUGCCAGAUCCGCGCAGCCGAGCUAUGAGCCCUGCAAGCGAAGCCGAUACUGUCCAUCACCCCGAUUUAAACGACGAAGUUGCCACUUUGAGCGCCAAGUUAAUCAACGCUAUCAAUCAUCAGACGACUCUUGAUGACACACUCUCUGCUACGAGGCAGGAGUUGGAAAGAGCACGCGAAAAGAUAAAGCACUUGGAGGAGCAAACCGAAUCUCAACGGGAAAUGCUUGCUGGCGACAUUUGGAUUCGUCGGAAGACCGCAGAAGAUGAGAAGAAGACAAUUAUGCUCCGUGUUACGCAAGAGAAGAAGCUACGGGAGGACGCCGAGAAGGAGAAGAAAAGAAUCGAACAAGAACUGGAGAACCUGACCACGGCCUUGUUUGAAGAGGCCAACAACAUGGUCAUUUCUGCCAAGGAAGAGGCGCGACUGGAGCAGGAAGCCCUUCAGAAGAAAAACGAUCACCUCAGGUCUCAGCUGGGCGAUAUGGAGGCCUUGCUGACCUCGCAGCAACAGCAACUUGCUGAUCUCAAACACGUCAUGGAGCAAAUGACCGCUGGUAAAGAAGAUACUAUGACCGGAACUGCUCCCUCCUCGCCCGGCUUCAGCAAACUAGAUAUUAAAGACGACGAGGGCCCGGAGGGGUUUGUCGCCUCGCCUCCUGCGGACCCGACUACGCCGACUUAUCCUACGAGCUUGACACAUCUCAUCCAGCCAGUUCUCAGAACCGACUUGGGUGCAUAUGAGGAUUUUGUCAACCUCACACGUUUGUCUCGGAAUCGCGCGGGAAGCCGUGUUUCGUCCGGCUCGUUCAAUGGGCUUAACGGACUCGGCCUUGGUAUGGGGGGUAGCACUUCGAGCGCCCAUCCCUCCAACGCCUCAACUGCUUCUCUGUCUACCACCGGAACCCCUGCAACAUCGUCGCCACAGACACCCAACACCCCGGCCUCCGUCUCAAGCGCAGCUUCAUCCAAUUUGGGGCCGCCCCCACCGGCUCUCAAAGAAACAAAGUUUUUUAAACGUGUCUUGGCCGAGGAUGUCGAACCGACGCUCCGACUAGACAUUGCCCCGGGUCUUUCUUGGCUUGCGCGUCGCAGCGUUUUGAAUGCUAUGAGUGACGGCUCGAUUGUAGUCGAGCCAAUUCCUAUCAAUGCGCCGUUUGCAUCACUUGUCAAGCCACAAUUUUACUCUUGCUCUUUGUGUGGUGAUACCCGCAAAGACGAGGAGCACCUGCGAACUUACCGCUUCCGAACGAGCGAGUCCGACACAGCACAACGGUAUCCCCUUUGCAAGUAUUGCUUAGGCCGUGUGAGGUCUACUUGCGACUUCCUCAAUUUUCUACGCAUACUGAAAGACGGUCAUUGGCGAGCGGAUGAUGAGGACGCGGAGAAGGCAGCUUGGGAGGAGAGUGUUCGCCUGCGCGAGCGAAUGUUUUGGUCUCGCAUAGGCGGCGGUGUUAUCCCAGCUGGCCAUCCUGUCACUUCCUCGGAUAAGAGCCCAAGAAUCAGCCAAGAGAGUGCCUCUGUGGAUGCUGCACCAAAGACAGCCGCGACGGCAGUAGAAAGCUCCGGCGACGACGCCACUCCCUUUGCCACCCCUUCAGAGGAGACCGUGAUUCCGCUAGACCCGGUGGCCUCGCCGGCUCGGCCAGAAACACCUUGCCCCAGUCAUCGAAACUCGAUACAAUCUUUGUCACCUGGGAAUGAUGACAUUACAGCAAUGGAGAGAGACAGACAUCUCUCUAUCAACAUCCCCAUUACGCAGAAACAGCAGCCUAUGGUCCACACCUCCGAAUGAAGCAUGGCAAAAUGGCAGGUUUCAAUGGAGCAGAGCGUGUUUACGUACUCGAGUGGACUCAACUUAUCACACUAAAUACCUCAAAGUCCAUCUUCGUCACACAACAUACCCAACUAAUUUUCAAUACUGUAUUAAUUAUAUUGAACUGCCACAGAAGCGCGAAUGCUGGGGCUACUAAUGAUGGUAAAAGGGAGGGAGUAAGGCGGGCUGUAAAUCACAGAAAGUGACGUCUAGGAUGGGCCAAGGCAGAUAUCACGUUCUUUUUGUCUUGGGAACUGGCAACGGCGUUUUGGAGAACAAAAACUGUGUCAACUGCAAUAUACCUUUUUGACGGUUGCUAUCAAAGGAGCAAGUAGGUGGUCCACACCAGGCCCCCUUUGCUAGACAAACAUGGAAUGGGAAUGACGAGAGAAAGGCACUAGAUCAUUACCGUCUGGUAUUAAUGUUAAUGAUCAUGAUGUAUU
This is a messenger RNA of Colletotrichum destructivum, 3092 nucleotides long. Its product is annotated as Putative GDP/GTP exchange factor Sec2, guanine nucleotide exchange factor RAB3IL/RAB3IP/Sec2. Lineage: Eukaryota; Fungi; Ascomycota; Sordariomycetes; Glomerellales; Glomerellaceae. The coding region runs from base 583 to 2628 and encodes 681 amino acids. Gene Ontology annotation, cellular component: cell tip; Golgi to plasma membrane transport vesicle. Gene Ontology annotation, molecular function: guanyl-nucleotide exchange factor activity. The record is from RefSeq and is a predicted model, not a curated record. Gene Ontology annotation, biological process: exocytosis. The transcript has 2 exons.